AUGUAUGUAUGUAUCUAUCUAUCUAUCUAUAUAUAUAUAUAUAUAUGUCUGUUCAUAUCUAUCUUUCUAUCGCAUACUGUUCAUAUCUAUCUAUUUAUCUAUCUAUCUCAUUCUGUUCAUAUCUAUCUAUCUCAGCUAGCUAUCUAUCUAUCAAUCUCAUUCUGUUCAUAUCUAUCUCAGCUAGGUAAAUAUCUAUCUAUCUAUCUAUCUAUCUAUCUAUCUAUCUAUCUAAGUCUGUUCAUGUCUCUCUUUUUGUUACAUACUGUUCAUGUCUAUCUAUCUAUCUAUCUUUCUCAGUCAGUUCAUAUCUAUCUAUCUAUCUAUCUAUCUAUCUGUUUUUAUUCUAUUCAUAUCUAUCUAUCUAUCUAUCUAUCUAUUUUUAUUCUAUUCAUAUCUAUCUAUCUAUCUAUCUAUCUGUUUUUAUUCUUUUUAUAUCUAUCUAUCUUUUUUACUCUGUUCAUAUCUAUCUAUUGCUUUUUUAAUUCUAUACAUAUCUAUCUAUCUAUCUAUCUAUCUAUCUUUUUCUCUCUGAAUUUCUGGGAUGAGAGUUGUUUCUUUCAAAUAUUUUACUUUUACCCCUUUAUUCUUUUUUUUCAAACUUUUUCCUUUCUUUUCAAAUUCAUUUAUUUCUUUCUUUUCCUUCUUUUAUCUCAAUUUUCUUUUUUUUCCUGUUGGCCAUCUUUAUUUUCUUCUUGUUUUUAUUCAUAUAUUCUUUUGUACUCUAAAUAUAUUUUUCUUCAUUUUUCUUCACACUGCAAUUUUUACUCUUUCUUUUAUCUCAGUUUUAUGAAGCUUUUCUCUUUCUCAAGCAUUUAUUCCUACUUUUUCUUUCUUUUAUUUAUUCAUUCUUUCUUUCUAUUCAGUCUUUUUUUCAAUGACAUUGUCCCCUGCUUUAUUUUUUAUUUCAUACAUUCUUUUUUCUUUUCUGACUUAUUUUUUCUUCUUUUUUCUUUCAUUCUUUUUCUUUCUUUUUUAUUGUCUUCUUCCUUUCCUUUCUUUCUUUUUUCAUUUCUUUUUCUACCCUUAAUUUCUUUUUUCUCACCCUUCUUUUUUACUACUUUCUUCUUUCUUUCCUUCUUUGUCCUCUUCCCUUCAUCUCUCUUCCUUCCUUCCUCCCUUCCUUCCUUCCUUCCUUCCUUCCUUCCUUCCUUCCUUCCUUCAUUCAUCCAUUGUUUCUUUUCUCUUCACUUUUUCAAUCUAUUUUCAGUAAUCCUUCAUCUCUUUCUAUGUUACUUCUUUCUUUCAUUUUUAAUUAUAUUCUUUUUUUCCUUCAUUCUUUCUUCUUUCAAAUCAAACAUUCUCGCUAUCAUAUUUUUUCAUUCAUAUUCUUUUUUCCUUCAUUCUUUCUUUCUUUCUGACAUAUUAUUCCUUUUUACUCCCUCUGCUUAUCAUUUAUUUUUAUCUUUUUUGUUCUCACUUUCUUUCCCCUCAUUCUUCUGA
Acanthosepion pharaonis is the source of this 1440-nucleotide messenger RNA. Lineage: Eukaryota; Metazoa; Mollusca; Cephalopoda; Sepiida; Sepiidae. The record is from the annotation of a GenBank genome assembly.